Symbiodinium necroappetens is the source of this 1125-nucleotide messenger RNA. The record is from the annotation of a GenBank genome assembly. Lineage: Eukaryota; Dinophyceae; Suessiales; Symbiodiniaceae.
AUGACCUUGCCGUCUCCAUCACAGACUCUGGAAUCCAACGAACCUUCAGGUGCCACCAAAGCAUUUUCCGAGACACUCAGGAAGCUGUGGGAAGUGCAUGCUGCGGAUCUCCAGCGGCUGCAUGAUGAGAAUCAGCGUUUGCUCGCGAGACUGGAUGUCUUCGAAGGGUGCCAGGGCCCAGAGAAAGACCAGAAACGAGACAGCAGCAUACCAGAUGACGUACCAUCUGUUUCCUCAGUGACCGCAAGUGACGUUCCUGCUGCACGGCCUGUUCCCGCAAACCGAACAGCCUGGCUGCCGGUUGUGUCGUCACAGUCUGGAAUCCAGAAAUCGGGCUUGUUCGAAUCCACAGCGAUAGAAAUGCCAUCCGACUUCUGGUUCACCGUAACGCGGAUCACCAGGCAUCCAAUGUUCGACAUCGUGGUUGCUUGCAUAAUAUUUCUGAACACAAUUGCGAUGGCAAUUGAAGCACAAUGGCAGGGUCUUUCCGUUGGUGCAUCAAUCAACUUUGGCAAAAUUGAUCCGGGCUAUGUGGCCUCCUGGACAUCGGCGGAGCAAUCAUUUGUGUGGAUCGGCUUUGCGUUCGGAUUUGUUUAUGUACUAGAACUCAUGCUGAAGCUGGCCGGUCAGCGGCGGAGCUUCUUCAAGUUCGCCUGGAACUGGGUUGACUUGGUGAUCAUUCUUUUCUGGCUAAUCGACAUUACUGCUGGUGCUAUUUUGCCAGUCGAUGCAACACUGCUGCGAGUUGCACGGCUUGUCCGUCUACUUCGCUUGGUGCAGCUCAUGCAGGCCAUCAAGAGUCUGGAUGCGCUGUAUAUCAUCACAACGGCACUGAGCGGCAGCUUGUCCAUCCUAGCAUGGGCAUGUGUUCUCUUCUUCUUCCUACAGAUGGGCUUGGCGUUGCUCGUCAAUGGCUACUUGACACAGUACUAUUUCAAUGACGCGUCCAUUUCAGAAGCGAACCGACAGGCUGUGUUCGAAUAUUUCGGCACCUUCAGCAGGCUGGAACCUGCCUUCGCGUUGCCUCUGGCCUCUGGCAACAGCAGGAUUUGCAAAGACCAUAGUUGGAACAAGAGCCGUAGUUCCAAAACGGCAAUCGCAACAAGAGUAACACCAGAUGCAUAA